AUGGCGCUCGCCGAUACCAUUGAACACGCGGGUGUCAUACCAGUGAAGCGCAUUUGGUACCGAACAACACUAUUCAAUGCCUGCGUAAUUGGGUUUGUCGGCUUCCUUGCGCCUGGGUUAUGGAAUGCCAUGAACUCAUUAGGAGCCGGAGGAGAAGAGAAGCCAUUCCUGGUGAACGCAGCGAAUGCUCUGGUAUUUGGUCUGAUGGGAAUUUUUUGCUUGUUUGGAGCACCGAUCGCAAACCGUAUUGGUCUCAAAUGGGCGCUUGUUCUCGGCGCAACGGGGUAUCCCCUGUACUCUGCAGGCCUGUACACCAACGACCGCUUUGGUAAUGUCUGGUUCGUCCUGGUGGGCUCUGCGGCUUGUGGUAUUUCUGCAGGGCUGUACUGGGCCACAGAAGGUGCUAUUGCUAUUGGGUAUCCGGAGCCUGCUAAGCGUGCGCGAUACAUCAACCUUUGGGUUGUAUGGUCGAUGAUGGGGCCUAUCGUUGGAAACUCGAUCGUUUUGGGCUUGAAUAUCAAUACCGAUGGAGAGGGCAGUGUCGGCUAUACAACCUAUAUUGUCUUUAUUGCGUUGCAGUGUCUAGCUGUUCCAGUCGCCCUUCUUCUAUCACCACCGGAAAAGGUGCAACGUGAUGACGGAACGGCUAUCGUGGUUCGGCCGGAGGCGUCUUGGAAAGAGGAGUUCCAGGCUUUGUGGCGCACUUGCAAAUUGCGCAGCGUUAUUCUACUGUUACCCGUCUUCUGGGCGAUCUACUUCAAUGAGUACUCCAGCAACUAUGAGACGUACUAUUUCAGUGUCCGUGCUCGUGCCCUUAUUGCCUUCUUAACCGACUGGGUCGCCAUCAUUGCAUCACAAAGUUUGGCACUAUGGUUAGACUGGAAGAAGUUCGAUCGCAAAACUCGAAUUACAUACUCAUGGUACUGGGUUAUCCUCGUCCACCUUGUCACCUGGAUCUACGCAUGGGUUGUGCAGUCAGAGUACACAGCUAACCCGCCCUUCUUUGACAUCUAUACCCCGGGAUUCGUCAAAGGUGCCUUCACUCUUUUCCUUUGGCAGUUCGCCCAGCAGACGGGUGAGAAUUGGCUUUACUAUUUGGUUGGUGAAAUGACCGACAACAUUGCCGAGCUUACUCGGCUUACUGGUAUCCUGCGUGGCCAAAUGAGCUUUGGCGAGGCUGUUUCAUAUGGCCUCAAUACUCAUGAGUGGUAUGGUGGUCGCGCUCCGAUGGCGGUAAAUACAAUACUUUUAGGUCUCUGUGUCAUCCCCACAUGGAUUGUCGUACGCAAAUUUGUCCCAGAUGAAGAGCCCAUGAGCUUGUCUACCGAGUCUGAUCAGCAGAUUGAGACGGAAGUGAUUGUUAAUGAUAAGGAGAAAAUAUUCCGUGAUGUCGGUCAGAUCCCUUUUUGCGAGGACCAGUGA
Penicillium pulvis is the source of this 1422-nucleotide messenger RNA. RefSeq names its product DUF895 domain membrane protein. The coding region runs from base 1 to 1422 and encodes 473 amino acids. Lineage: Eukaryota; Fungi; Ascomycota; Eurotiomycetes; Eurotiales; Aspergillaceae. The transcript has 2 exons. The record is from RefSeq and is a predicted model, not a curated record.